CUGUUGACUCCGGUGUGUUUUAGGCUCGCGGACGCGUCUCGCAGCUGCAGAUGCUGAGGAGAAGCGGAUCAGAACGGAAACCCACCGACUCACCGAACCCGACGGAGCGGCGCUGACACACAGCGGCAGCAUGUCAGUCAGAACACAGCUGGGCCUGUUACUGUGGAAGAACUACACCUACAGACGCAGACAGACGCUUCAGCUCUUUGUGGAGAUCAUCUGGCCGCUCCUCAUCUUCUUCAUCCUCAUCGCUGUGCGGCUCAACUAUCCUCCGUACGAGCAGCAUGAGUGUCACUUUCCCAACAAGGCGAUGCCGUCGGCCGGCACGUUGCCGUGGUUACAGGGGAUCCUCUGCAACGCCAACAACCCGUGUUUCCGCAGUCACACGCCGGGCGAGUCGCCGGGCGUCGUCGGAAACUUCAACGACUCCAUAAUCUCUCGUCUGUUUUCGGACGCUAAGAAGAUUCUUCUGUACAGUCAGAACGAUAAAAACCUGGAAGGCUUCAAGGAGCUCGCUAAGGCUCUGCAGGCGCUCCAGAGCAGCCAAUCAGGCUUCAAGCUGAAACACUUCCUGCGUGACAACGAGACUCUGAGCAGCUUCCUGUAAGACGCCACGCUGCCUGAACACAGCGUGCAGCAGAUCAUCGAUGCCGACGUUCACCUGGAGAAGGUCCUGCUCAAAGGGUUCGGGGCCCACCUGAGGGACAUGUGUCCCAGGAAGGGGGGCCAGCGCAGCGUAGACGACUUCGUGACGAUCUCGGACCCUCAGGUGUCGAUGCUGGUACAGGAAGUCCUCUGUCGGGCGCCGCCCAUCUGGCUCAACCACGCAGAGGAGCACUUCCUGUCCAACCUGGACUUCCUCAAACCGAUCCGGAGGGAUGUGAAGGCCGAUCCCGAGGCCGUCAAACAGGUCGCCCUGGCAACCAACAGCCUCCUGGACAGUCUGGGCUCGCUGGCCGUCGAGCUGGCAGGUAUGAAGAGUUGGAUCGACCUGAGGAACGAGAUCCUGUUCCUGACCCAGAACGCCACGUCGUCUCCCAGCACCAUGUACCAGGCCGUGUCCCGCAUCGUGUGCGGUCAUCCUGAAGGCGGCGGCCUGCAGAUCAAAUCCCUCAACUGGUACGAAGACAGCAACUACAAGGCUCUGUUCGGAAACCACAACAGCAGCGAGGACGAACCCAUGUCUCUCUACGACAACUCGUCCACUCCGUACUGUAACAGUCUGGUGAAGAACAUGGACUCGAACCCGAUGUCCAGGAUGAUCUGGCAGGCGCUGAAACCGCUGCUGAUGGGAAAGAUCCUGUACACUCCUCACACCCCCGCUACUCAGAGGGUCAUCCACGAGGUGAACCGGACGUUCCAGGAGCUCGGUGUGUUCAGGGACCUGGGAGGAAUGUGGGAAGAGAUGAGACCCAAAGUGUGGAACUUCAUGGAGAACAGUGAGCAGAUGGACCUGAUCAGGACGCUGCUGAGGAACAACGUCACCGCCAAAGUCUUCCACGCUCAGCUGUCUGAAACCGACUGGACCGUAACCGACGUGUCCAUGUUCCUGUCCAAGCAGGCGGAGGACCACCGUCCGCCGGGCAGCGCUCUCACCUGGAGGGACGUGUUCAACGAGACCGACCAGGCCAUCAUGAGCAUCUCCCGCUUCAUGGAGUGUGUGAACCUGGACAAGCUGGAGCCGGUCUCCACCGAGGAGAAGCUGGUGAACGAGUCCAUGCUGCUGCUGGAGGACAGGAGGUUCUGGGCCGGCAUCGUGUUCCCCGAUGUCGCCGCCAACGCCACCGAGCUGCCGCACAAACUCAACUACAAGAUCCGCAUGGACAUCGACAACGUGGAGCGGACCAAUAAGAUCAAAGACGCGUACUGGGACCCAGGUCCUCGUGCUGACCCGUUUGAGGACAUGCGGUACAUCUGGGGCGGGUUCUCCUACCUGCAGGACGUUAUCGAGCAAGGCAUCAUCAGGGCGAUGACGGGCACCAAGGAGAAGACAGGCGUCUACAUCCAGCAGAUGCCGUACCCGUGUUACGUAGAUGACAUCUUCCUGCGGGUGAUGAGCCGCUCCAUGCCUCUCUUCAUGACUCUGGCCUGGAUGUACUCGGUGGCGAUCAUCCUGAAGAGCGUGGUGUACGAGAAGGAGGCUCGACUGAAGGAGACGAUGAGGAUCAUGGGUUUGGAUAACGGCAUCCUGUGGUUCAGCUGGUUCAUCAGCAGCCUGAUUCCUCUGCUGAUCAGCGCCGGGCUGCUGGUGCUGCUGCUCAAGAAAGGGAACCUGCUUCCAUACAGCGACCCCGGUGUGGUCUUCCUCUUCCUGGGAUCCUUCGCCGUGGUAACCAUCAUGCAGUGUUUCCUGCUCAGCACAGCGUUUGCGCGUGCUAACCUGGCGGCCGCCUGCGGAGGAAUCAUCUACUUCACGCUCUACCUGCCCUACGUGCUCUGCGUGGCCUGGCAGGACUACAUUGGCUACGGAGCCAAAGUCUUCGCUAGCCUCCUGUCUCCCGUGGCGUUCGGGUUCGGCUGCGAGUACUUCGCUCUGUUCGAGGAGCAAGGAGUCGGGAUCCAGUGGAAGAACCUGGUGUCGAGUCCGCUGGAGGAGGACGACUUCAGCCUCCGCUCCGCCAUCGUCAUGAUGUACAUCGACUCCUUCCUGUACGGCGUUCUCACCUGGUACAUCGAGGCCGUGUUCCCAGGGCAGUACGGGAUUCCUCGGCCGUGGUAUUUCCCCUUCAGCAAGUCCUACUGGCUCGGUCAGAAACACGCAACGUCCACCAAAGUCCCUCUGAAGCGGAAAGGAAACCAUGGAGCUGUGUGUAUAGAGGAGGAACCGGCUCACCUGGAGCCCGGCGUUUACAUCGAGAACCUGGUGAAGGUGUACCGCCACGGGAAGAAGCUGGCGGUGGACGGACUGACGCUCGGCUUCUACGAGGGACAGAUCACCUCCUUCCUGGGACACAACGGAGCCGGGAAGACCACGACCAUGUCCAUCCUGACCGGCCUGUUCCCGCCCACUUCGGGCACCGCCUACAUCCUGGGCAGAGACAUCCGGACGGAGCUGAGCGCCAUCCGCCAGAGUCUGGGAGUCUGUCCUCAGCACAACGUCCUCUUCAGCAUGCUGACAGUGGAGGAGCACAUCUGGUUCUACGCCCGGCUCAAAGGUCUGUCGGAGGAGCAGGUGAAAGGUGAGAUCGAGCAGAUCCUGAAGGACACCGGCCUGCCGCACAAACGCAACGCCAGGACCAGCACGCUAUCCGGCGGCAUGCAGAGGAAGCUGUCUGUGGCGCUGGCCUUCGUCGGAGGGUCAAAGGUCGUGAUCCUGGACGAGCCCACGGCCGGAGUCGACCCGUACGCUCGCAGAGGAAUCUGGGAUCUGCUGCUGAACUACAGACAGGAUCGGACCAUCAUCCUGUCCACGCACCACAUGGACGAAGCCGACAUCCUCGGCGACCGCAUCGCCAUCAUCUCCCACGGGAAGCUGUGCUGCGUGGGCUCGUCUCUGUACCUGAAGAACCAGCUGGGGACCGGCUACUACCUGACGCUGGUGAAGAAGGAGCCGGAGCCGUCGCUCAGCUCCCGCAGGAACUCCUCCAGCACCGUUUCCUUCACCAAGAAGGAGGAAUCCGCUUCGGUCAGCAGCAGCGACGCCGGACUCGGCAGCGAACAUGAAAGUGAGGCUGCCACCAUCGCGGCGGACGUGUCUCUGGUCUCCGGUCUGAUCCUGCGUCACGUCCCCGCCGCCCGUCUGGUGGAGGAUCAGGGACACGAGUUCACCUACGUCCUGCCGUACAGCGCCGCCAAGGACGGAGCCUUCGUCAAGCUCUUCAAAGACCUGGACAGCAAGCUGGCCGACCUCGGCAUCUCCAGCUACGGAGUGUCAGACACCACACUGGAGGAGAUUUUCCUGAAAGUGGCCGAAGAUAACGGAGUGGACACUGAAGUGCCUUCAGACGGUACACUUCCUGUCCGGCGGCGGAGGAGAACUCACGCCUUCGGAGGAGGAGACCAUCAGAGCUGCCUGAAACCUUUAACUGAGGACGACAACAACGACUGCAACGAAUCAGAAGGAGACCCAGAGUGCAGAGAGACGGACUGGCUCACCUGCUCUGAUGGGAAAGGAUCUUACCAGAUGAGCGGCUGGAGCCUGAAGAAGCAGCAGUUCAUCGCUCUCAUGUGGAAACGUUUCCUGUUCGCUCGGCGCUCCAGGAAGGGCUUCUUCGCUCAGAUCGUUCUUCCUGCCGUGUUCGUCUGCAUCGCUCUCGUCUUCAGUCUCAUCGUCCCUCCGUUUGGAAAGUACCCAAGUCUGGAGCUGCAGCCCUGGAUGUACGAGGACCAGGUCACCUUCAUCAGUGACGACGCUCCCGGAGACGCCAACAUGCAGAAGUUACUGAACGCUCUGCAGGACGCUCCGGGCUUCGGGACUCGCUGCAUGGACGGAUAUUCAAUACCAGAGGCUCCGUGUACGAUGGGCGACGAGGACUGGCUCACUCCGGAGGUCCCAGAGAGCGUCCAGCAGCUCUUCAGCUCCGGGAACUGGACCAUGGAGGAUCCGUCUCCUGCCUGCUCCUGCACCUGCGACGGGAAGAAGAGGAUGCUGCCGGAGUGUCCUCCAGGAGCCGGAGGACUGCCGCCGCUCGAGAUGAAGCUGAGCGCCACCGACUCGCUGCAGAACCUGACAGGAAGAAACAUCUCCGACUACCUGGUGAAGACCUACGCUCAGAUCAUCGGCAAGAGUUUGAAGAACAAAGUUUGGGUGAAUGAGUUCAGGUACGGAGGCUUCUCAUUGGGCGCCAGGAGCACUCAGGUCCUCCCACCGGCCAAUGAGAUCGAUGACGCCAUCAGACGAGUCCGAAAGAUCUUUGAACUAAAGAAGGUGAGUUUCUCCGCUGCAGAUCGAUUCCUCGACAGUCUGUCAGGUUUCAUCAACGGUUUGGACACAAAGAACAACGUGAAGAUCUGGUUCAACAACAAAGGCUGGCACAGCAUCGGCUCCUUCAUCAACGUGAUGAAUAACGGCAUCCUGAGAGCAAACCUGCCCGAAGGAGAAGAUCCCAGCAAGUACGGCAUCAGUGCCUUCAACCACCCGCUGAACCUCACCAAGGAGCAGCUGUCCCAGGUUGCACUGGUAACGACCUCUGUGGACGUGCUGGUGUCCAUCUGCGUCAUCUUCGCCAUGUCCUUCGUCCCGGCCAGCUUCGUGGUCUUCCUCAUCCAGGAGCGCGUCAACAAAGCCAAACACAUGCAGUUCAUCAGCGGAGUGCAGCCGCUGCUCUACUGGGUGGCCAACUUCAUCUGGGACAUGUGUAACUACAUCGUCCCGGCAACGCUGGUCGUCAUCAUCUUCAUCUGUUUUCAACAAAAAGCCUACGUCUCCUCCACCAACCUGCCGGUGCUCGCCCUGCUGCUGCUGCUCUACGGAUGGUCCAUCACGCCGCUCAUGUACCCGGCCUCCUUCUUCUUCACGAUCCCCAGCACGGCCUACGUCGUCCUCACCAGCGUCAACAUCCUCAUCGGCAUCAACGGCAGCAUCUCCACCUUCGUCAUGGAGCUGUUCGGAAACAACGAGAUCGGAGGAAUCAAUGACAUCCUGAAGAACGUCCUCCUCAUCUUCCCUCACUUUUGUCUCGGUCGAGGUCUCAUCGACAUGGUGAAGAACCAGGCGAUGGCCGACGCCCUCGAGAGAUUCGGUGAGAACCGGUUCCGCUCUCCUCUGGAGUGGGACAUGGUGGGAAAGAACCUGUUCGCCAUGGCUGUGGAGGGAGCGGUGUUCUUCAUCAUCACCAUCCUCAUCCAGUACAGAUUCUGCAUUAAACCCAGCACACUCACCAAACUGGGUCCUCUUGGCGAGGAGGACGAGGACGUUGCCCGAGAGAGACAGAGGAUCGUCCACGGCCUCGGACACGGAGACAUCCUGGAGCUCCGCCAGCUCACCAAGGUGUUUAAGAGGAAGCAGAAGCCGGCGGUGGAUCGACUGUGUGUCGGGAUUCCUCCUGGAGAGUGCUUCGGGCUGCUCGGGGUUAACGGAGCAGGAAAGACGACGACCUUUAAGAUGUUGACCGGAGACACGUUGGUGACGAGUGGAGAAGCUUUCCUGGCAGGGAAGAGCAUCCUGCGUGAGAUCGAUGCCGUGCAUCAGCAGAUGGGUUACUGUCCUCAGUUUGAUGCCAUCAACGAGCUGCUGACAGGAAGAGAACAUCUGGAGCUGUACGCCGUCCUGAGAGGAGUUCCUGAGGGGGAAGUGUGCGACGUGGCAGAGUGGGGGAUCAGGAAGUUGGGUCUGGUGAAGUACGCCGAUAAAGCAGCAGGAAGUUACAGCGGAGGAAACAUGAGGAAGCUGUCCACCGCCAUGGCUCUGAUCGGAGCGCCGCCCGUCGUCUUCCUGGACGAACCCACGACUGGCAUGGACCCCAAAGCCCGCAGAGCCCUCUGGAACUGCAUCCACAGCGUCAUCAAGGAGGGACGCUCGGUCGUCCUCACCUCACACAGUAUGGAGGAGUGUGAGGCUCUGUGUACCAGGAUGGCGAUCAUGGUGAACGGACGGUUCAGAUGUUUGGGCAGCGUUCAACACCUGAAGAACAGGUUUGGGGACGGGUACACCAUCAUCCUGAGGGUAGCGGGUCCGGACCCAGACCUGCUUCCUGUCAUGAAGUUCAUAGAGAGCGAGCUGAGCGGCAGCACGCUGAAGGAGAAGCAUCGCAACAUGCUGCAGUACCAGCUGCCUUCAUCUCUCACCUCACUCGCUCACAUCUUCUCCAUCCUCUCCAAGAACAAAGAAACACUCAGGAUAGAAGAUUACUCUGUGACCCAGACCACACUGGACCAGGUGUUUGUGAACUUCGCUAAGGACCAGAGUGACGACUAUCACCUCAAAGACGCGUCCGUGAGGAGGAAAGAUGUUUCCAUCGAGGUUCCGGCGCUGAGCUCGGGUCAGGCUGCGUGCAGAGAGAGCGUCAUGUGAUCAUGUGACUCACCGUGGCGAGCGGUGUCAGCUGACGCCUGAUGCCAGUCAAUGCAAACGAUUUCCUGUGGAGGCGCCGCACUGCUCGCCAGCUGCCCCCCCCCACACUGACUGUUCAAAACUUGAAUAA
This is a messenger RNA of Scomber scombrus (Atlantic mackerel), 7082 nucleotides long. It is a transcript of the gene abca1b, whose product is annotated as ATP-binding cassette, sub-family A (ABC1), member 1B. Gene Ontology annotation, biological process: transmembrane transport; lipid transport. Gene Ontology annotation, cellular component: intracellular membrane-bounded organelle; membrane. Lineage: Eukaryota; Metazoa; Chordata; Actinopteri; Scombriformes; Scombridae. The record is from RefSeq and is a predicted model, not a curated record. Gene Ontology annotation, molecular function: ATP binding; ABC-type transporter activity; ATP hydrolysis activity.